Sinocyclocheilus grahami is the source of this 1175-nucleotide messenger RNA. Its product is annotated as transmembrane protein 233-like. The coding region runs from base 244 to 576 and encodes 110 amino acids. Gene Ontology annotation, cellular component: membrane. NCBI's taxonomy places the organism in Eukaryota, Metazoa, Chordata, Actinopteri, Cypriniformes, Cyprinidae. The transcript is spliced from 3 exons. The record is from RefSeq and is a predicted model, not a curated record.
UCAACUUUGUUGACCUGGAAUCUGUCCAUGGGAAAGUGUCUCAUCUCCCUGAUCCCGUUACUCGCGGGUUCUUCUUGCCCAAACACCCUCCUGCCCAAAAUACUCUUCAUUACAUCUUGUUUCCUGACAGCCUGCACAGUUCUCAUGGAACCUAGGUGGAUUUAUUAAUCUCUUUGAACUUUUCUAACCCGUUUUUCUCCACACUCGAGUAUCUGUGUGUUAUCAGAGUGUUCGCCUGCCAUCAUGGCGACGGGCGGCUCGCAGACGGACGUGAAGAGCUCUCUGAAUGGGAGCAUGGAUAUGCAUCACAGCUGGUUCGGUUCUACGACUCCACGACCUCCUCUAAGAAACUACCUGCUUCUGACCAUCCUCACCUGCUUCUGUCCGGCCUACCCUGUCAACAUUUUAGCCCUGGUCUUCUCUGUAAUGUCCAGAAGCAGUUAUGAUCAGGGGGAUUAUGAGGGUUCAAGGCGUUUAGGGAGGAUGGCGCUCUAUGUGUCCAUCGCAUCCAUCAUCAUCGGCAUCCUCAUCAUCACCAUCUUCUGCGCUGUGCAUUUCAGCACGAAGGACGUGUAAGAUGACAGUAUUUUUGUCGUGCUGUGCUCUGGGUGAAGAAUGUCGACUGGGUCGCUCUGUCUGUCGAACUGAACAGAGAUUUUAGUAAUGAAACCAGGAGCAGAACAGAUCCAGCACAGGACAUCAGCACUCCUCCAUCUGAAGUCCAGCUCUGAAGGAACAUGCUUAUAUAAAAGAGAGGUAGAUGAAAAGUUAUGCCAUUUUUGUCAAGAAUUUUUUUCAGACAAUCACAAUGUAUGCACUUUUAAAUCACUGAAUAAUAUGCAUCCAUGCACAUAAUGAAUAUGUAAAUAAUUUUGUAACCCAUGCAUGUCUGUUCUUUUUCUCUUUUUUGUUUGCAAUCCUGUGUUGAAAUGUACAGCUACAACAGUUUCAGGGUUGAAUUUCAAUGCAAACAAUGAUUAAUAAUGACCUUAACUAGUAAAUAUCAUUACAACACAUCACACUGUUUACAGCCUUCAAGUCUUAAAAGCUCUUAUAAAUUCUGUAAAAACUAAUCAUGGACAUACUGAAUAUGUAAAUAUUAUUAAUGUUUGGUGCUUAAAGUUUUCCUCUGCCAGUAGAUCAUGAAAACAAUGAAAGGGGUCUUAAUUUUUAUA